Molecule: messenger RNA, 135 nt
Organism: Funneliformis caledonium
Lineage: Eukaryota; Fungi; Glomeromycota; Glomeromycetes; Glomerales; Glomeraceae
Source: the annotation of a GenBank genome assembly
AUGUGUUAUAUCAUCGAAAAUACUUUUGAGCAGAAACCUAUUAAUGAAUAUGAAUAUCAAUUAGAGGAAGAAUUUAAAAAUCACAUAGAGGAGGAGCUUAAUGAGAAGAUUUUAGAAGCUAAGGCUAAUCUUAUA